Molecule: messenger RNA, 6386 nt
Organism: Onychostruthus taczanowskii (white-rumped snowfinch)
Lineage: Eukaryota; Metazoa; Chordata; Aves; Passeriformes; Passeridae
Gene: RAB11FIP1
Product: RAB11 family interacting protein 1
Exons: 6
Coding region: 7-4119 (1370 amino acids)
Biological process (GO): regulated exocytosis
Cellular component (GO): intracellular membrane-bounded organelle
Molecular function (GO): small GTPase binding
Source: RefSeq, a predicted model, not a curated record
GCAGCCAUGGCGGGCGCGGCCCCGGGCUGGGCGCCCACCCACGUGCGGGUGACGGUGCUGCGGGCUCGGGGGCUGCGCGCCAAGGCGGCGGCGGGCGGCAGCGACGCGUACGCGGUGAUGGCGCUGGGCCGCGACAAGUUCCGCACGUCGGUGGCCGAGCGGUGCCGGGGCGAGCCGCUGUGGCGGGAGGAGGCCACGUUCGAGCUGCCGGCGCGGCCCGCCGCCCUGCGCCUCACGGUGCUGCACCGCGCCCUGGCCGGCGCCGACAAGUUCCUGGGCCGCGCCGAGGUGGAGCUGGCCGCGCUGAGGGACGACGGCGGCCGGCGGCACACCAGGUGGUACAAGCUUCACUCCAAACCAGGGAAGAAGGAAAAGGAGAGAGGGGAGAUCGAGGUGGACAUCCAGUUCAUGAGGAGCAACAUGACAGCCAGCAUGUUUGAUCUGUCCAUGAAGGACAAGCCCCGCUCUCCCUUUGGGAAGCUCAAAGACAAGCUCAAGGGCAAGAGGAGCAGUGGCCUCUCAGACACAGCAUCUGCGAUCGUCCCCAGCACCUCCCACUCCCCUGCUGACAGUGAGGAUGAGGCAGUGGAGAAGGAAAAGAAGAAAUCCAAGUUCAAAGCGCUGUUCUCCAAGCCUGGCCUGCAGAAGACAUCCUUGUCCCAGUCCAUGUCAGUGCUGCCCACUCAGCAGCCCCUCACCCAGAGGGUUCGGCUGCGGCCCAGCGACUUCCAGGCGCAGUGGGAUGAGGAGGAGUCCGAGACCUCUCCUGCCUCAGAACGAUCCUUUGAAAGUGUGCCAGAACAGAAGCCAGCUCCUUCUCCUCUGUUCAAAUCUCGUAAACCAGCCUUUUUGGACAGUAGGCAGCUAACCCAGGGCACCACUAACCACACCAAAAAGGAUGGGCUGUCUUUGUUCAGUGGCCUUAAAUCCAAAAACGAUCCCGUGUCCAAGUCUAGUCUGUGCAUCAAUGGCAGUCACGUUUAUAUAGAAGAGACCACAACAAAGGACAAGACUCCAGCCUCCUCCCCCUCUCCUCACAACCUCAGGAGGAAGCAGCUCUUUGCUUCAGAGGACAACCUGUUCUCUAGGUCCACUAAAUCACCUGAAGAGAUGGGGAGAACCUCUCCUGGGCAGGCAUUCUCUGGGUCCACAUCCUUGGAGACCUUCAAGUCCAUGACUUUGCCAUCAUACAAAAUGCUCAGUAGUGAGGAGCACCUGGACACCAGCGUUCCACCAAGCGUCGAGGUUGUUAGAGAGACCAAAAAACCAGACCACAAAAAGUCUGCCUUGCUCUCCCUGGUCACUGGGAAGAAGGAAACGGUGAAGCCCAGCGAUGCUGAGAUUAUUCCCGACAGGACCCUGCAGAGUGAGGAAAAUAAAAUUCCAGAAGAGAAGAGUGAAGAGGAGGCCAAAUGCCCUGAGGCCCCAGCAGAUGUGGGCAGAAGGAGCCCCUCAGGAGAUGCUCACCACACAGAGGAGGCCGUCACAACCAAGCAGCUGCUCAGCCCUUGUGAGGAGGAACAGAAACCUGAGAAAGCUGCACCGGCCAAGACUAAAGCUGUGAAACCCAGACUGGGCCUGUCUCCAGAGGAGGAACCCAAAGCCACGCUUCCUACUCUUGCACCUGACCCCCUCCCUGCUUUUCUCUCUGUGCACCGUAUCAGCAGUGCCAAUAAUCCUUUUAUUUCUGAAGUGGGGCAGACAGUCCAAGUGCCAGACUCUGAAAACAUCACUAGUUCUCCUGCCUCUCUCACUUCUCCUGCUUUUGCUGCAGAGCUCUGGAAUGACAAGAACCCCUUUACUCCUGAGUGGGACAGGGCAUGCAGAGCCCUGGAUCCCGACAGCAUCGCCCGUUUCCCUUCAUCCCAUCAUCCUGCAGCCUCUGUUCCCAAAGUGCCUCUUCCUGGGCAGGUGUCUGCCAGGGGCAAGAAUCCUUUUGCUGCUGACUGGGAGCAGGGUCCUGAGGGCUCUGAGGCUUCCCAGGGUCUCUCUGGCCCACGCACACCUUCUGUCCCCUCUGACUGUCCUUUCAAUGCCAACAAUCCCUUCGUGUCCAAGCGUGGGGCACAGGCAGUGCCAGGUUCCCAGGAUUGUUCCUCCCCUUCCUGCCUUCCUGUUGGGGAGGACUGUUCUUCUGCAGGACACCUUGCUUGUGGUGCUUCAGGGGGCUCUGCAGAUGUGGCUUUAACCAGUGAUGUCACAGCUGUGCCAGACCCUCUGGGCACCUUGUCUGGCCCCUCUGGGCUGGCUCCAGAGCCACACUGGGAUUCUGCCCAGCUUCAGCCUGAGGGGUCUUUGGAAAGCAGCAAGCCAGGCCGUGGGAAAUCUGUGUCCUUUGUCCUUGGGGAAUGGCAGGGUGUUCCAUCAGGUGAUGUGGGUUUGGGUGGGCAGGAAGGUGGAGAGCAGCCCCUGGAUUCCAGUGGGAGGUUACAGAUGCGAGCAGGGUUUGGGGGUGAGCUGGGAGCAGGGGGUGACCCAUCGAAAAAGCUCUCUCAUCCCACCUGGAACAGUGAUGGAACAGCUGUGGAGGUCACUGGUGGGAGCACUGAGGCCUGCACGAGGGGUGACAAAGGUUUUGUGUCUCUCUCCAAGUGCAGUGACAGCCUCGUGCCAGGGGCUGACCAGGCACAAUCCCCCGAGAGCGAGCUCAGGGAGGAGCAGGAGACCUGUGGUGGAAAGCAGUGGGCAGAAUGUGUGCCCACGUUAGAGCCCCAGGCACCUCCACCUGCUGGAAAUGAGCCACUGUCUCAAGUCCCAGCAACACCGAGAGCCUGCACGGUGUCCCCUGGGGAAGGGGAUCCAGGGAGGGCCGGCAGUGGGGUCCUUGUGCCCCCAAAGCCAGCCCCACGACUGGCUGUGCUGCUGAGGAAAUCCCCAGCCACUCCCCAGGCUGAGCUGAGGGGUGAUGUUCCUGCUUCAGGGGAUGGUGUAAAAUCCACACCAGGGCUCCCGUUCCCUGAGCCCUCAGCUGCUCGUGGGUGCCUCCCUCAGGGGGGCUCCUUGGAGACUGUCACCCCUGCAGUGGCACCCAGAGGUAAGAGCAGGAGCAGGCCUUCAGGAAAGGAAGGUGGUGAUGAUUUGUCUGUCAGUCUCACAAAUGUCAGGUCUGCAGUUCCUGUUCCCGGGGACUGGGGCUCGGCACUGGCCGGUCUUCCCGUGAUCCCGGAGGGAGGCUCUGAUGACGAGCUGCUGGGGGACUGCCAGGACAGCUGUGGGGCCACUGCAGGUGACAAAGGUGUUCUAGGGAAUGGAGAGCAGCCCCGAGGUUUGACACCUUUGCGUGGAGAGCAGCCAGAGCUCUGUGAUAGCUCUGCUGCAGCCCCUGUGAUGCCGGCUGCUCCGGGAGGAGGAGCAGGAGCCAUUCCUGGUGCUUGUGAGCCAGGGAGCUUGGCUGUGCUGCCUGCUGCAGUGGGUGCUCCCAGGGUCUGUGUCCAGGGAGGUGACUCAGGCUUAGGUGUGACGUCUCAUUCCAGGGAGUGUGACAGUCAUUUUGAGAAACAAGAGCUGGAAAGGAGUGCAGGAGCUGAGGAGCGUGCAGAGUGUGACUUCUCUGAGCCUUCUGCUUUCUCUUCCUCCCUAUCAAGUCCUUGCCAGCCCCACUCUUCCUCUCAUUCCCUUCUCUCUGACACCCCGAGUCGUAGAGCAGAGUCUCCGAAAAAGCCAAGAGCCGAGGGCUUCGCAGAUAAAGCGGGAAAUUCGGGCAAGAAGAAACUUCUCCAGGCACGGGUUUCACCCUCUGAAACGUUCCCUAACCAAACCCCACGGGGUGCUGAAACCGUGUCUCCCAAGCACAGACUCCAUCCUGUGAAGCCAAUGAAUGCCAUGGCAAACAAGCCUCAGAGCAAGAACCUGAAUGUCAUCAGCACCAUGAAUGAAAAGCUGCUGGAAAUGAGUGUGAAGAAAUACGAUCCCUCAGACCCUGCCUAUGCCUAUGCUCAGCUGACACACGAUGAGCUGAUCCAGCUGGUGCUGAAACAGAAGGAUACCAUCAGCAGGAAGGAGCUCCAGGUGCGGGAGCUCGAGGACUACAUCGACAACCUGCUGGUCAGAGUCAUGGAAGAAACCCCAAACAUCCUCCGAGUUUCCAUGGCUGGCAACAAAAAAGCUGGGAAGAUGUGAAGGGUCUGGGGGUGUCGGUGGGCAAGGACUGAACCCCCCCCAGGGGAGGGUGAGGAGCUGGUGCUGCUGGUUGUGCUGCUCACAGAAAAUGACCUUUUGCUGUUUCUGCCUUGAGCAACCCUCAGAUUGAUUAAUAGUUCCAUCAGGUGUUGUAAUGAAGUCACCUUAUUUAUUUCUUUUGUUUUUAUUUUUUGGUUUCUUCCCAUUAUUUGGGAAGGUCAGGCAUUAAUCCCAAGGCUGGUUGUGAUGGGAAGGAGGAGGGUUUUUGAUGUGUUUUGCUUCCCAGCAAGGCACUGAUGAUCCUUUAGGAAGAUUUUUUUUUUAAUGGUUUUGUUUUGUAGCAGCUUUUAGAGAUCAGUUACUUUCCUUUCCACAUCUGAAGUUGUAGUGCAAUAUAAAUCCUUGUACAGUAGAGCUUGAGGAUUUGAUUGUUUUUAAAAUAAUAAUUAACUACACUGGAGAAGUCCAAAGAUGGCCCAGCUUCAGACUUGGGCUGUAAUUUAAAAGGAAUUAAUGCCCUGAAAGUUGACCAUAAGCUGGCCAAAUCUCAGUUCAUCUCAUCAAGUGGACAUUCCCAAGAGUCCUUCAAGGGAAGGUUUUCAGGUUUUUUGGAGUAGGAGACAUUGAGGUUCACGGUACGUUCCUACCAUAGGAAUGGCCUCAAUGAAUUUAGGCCAAAGGUACGUUUUAAAUCAGAAAUUGUUCUCUUGGUGUCUUAAAUUUCUGCUCUGGAGGUUGUUCAGAGCAGGCAGAGGCUCUCACACCUUGUGCCCUGUGGGAGCUCAGUGACCAUUUUUACACUGCAUUGAGGAAACAGAAAUCCUUUGGGCUUUGGAAGCCCUUCCAAGGUGAUCAGCCUUGCCCUGGGGCUGGGCUCCUGCCUGCUCUGCUCCCAGUGGGAGGAAAACCCUGUGCAGCUGAGGGAGCUGGGUGUGCUGGACAGUGCAGGGCUCCUGGGGGUCUCAGGGGUGGUCUCCAUCCCCUCAGGCUGCAGGAGCAGCCACCACAGCCUCCCCCACUGCAGACUGACCAGGGCUUUGUUUGCUGAGCCCUUGGCACACAGCAAAAACAUCAGAUGCCUUCUGGGACCCCUGGGAUUUGCCAGGGUAGGGAGGGUCCAGGAAAGGCUUAGAGGGAAGCUGGAAAACCAACAAAGCCCUGCAAAGGACCAAAACUUCAUGAGGACCAAAGCUGAAAGCUUUCCAGCCUUAAUUCUAUGGAAAUAAACACUCCUACCUUUGGAAAUGGUUGGGUUUUUGGGUCACUCCUGGCCCAGGGGUGAGUUUCUAACUCAAUUUUUCUACAGGAAAGCACUUUAUUUGGGGGGCUGGAGCAGCUGGAUGACUCUCACCCUGUGAGCAGUCUGCUGACAUUGUCACAAACCACUGGAGAUCUCAAAUGCUGCAUUUUGUAGCGAGGAACAGUUUGAUAGAUUUGCACAGAGAUGUAAACAUUUAUUACAAAAAAAAAUCAAAGAAAUGCUGUUAAUGACCUUUUUCUUCCUGUUUAUUCCUGCUACCAAAGUCUGGAGCUUCAGUGGCAGAGCUGUCCCUCAUGGGCAGCCUGACCUCAAACAAGCAUUAGGAGCUGAGAGUCUUGCAAGACUUUGGGUCCUUUUAUCUCAUUUUAGUGUUAUUUGGGCAGUGGGGGUGUUCUCUGCCCUCUGCUCUGAGUGAAGGCAGCCUCGGUGCUGGUUUCAUUCUGAGGGGUGCUGCUCAGCCUUGCUGCAGCUGCUGCUGCCUCCUGUGCCUUCUCGAGUGAGGAAGAUGAAGGAUUGAUUUGUUUCCUCCUCGUGCCUCCGUGGAUCUCUGCACACAGGAUCCUGUACCUCACUGAUAAACUUGUAUUUUAGACUUUUUCUCCUCUGGGGAAGAGUGACCUGCACAGAACCAAAGCAAUAAAUAAUAUUAUUAUUAUUCCUAAACUAAAUAAUGUUCUGCUCUUAGCAGAGAUGAAGCCUUAACACUUGGGCCAGCCUCUGGCAGCCUUUCUGAGCCAGUUCCAGCCAGGUGUGUUGGGGUGAGCCCGAGCUGAGCAGGGCUCCUUCCCCAAAAGCCUGGCCCAGCCCUCACACCUUGUUUUAAUUGGCAACACUCAUUAAAGCCUUCCUUUGGUGUGAGGGGACUGGCAUUUUACAUCCUCGAGGGCCUUAAGAAUCAAAUCUCUUGUUUAUUAUUGAAGGACCUAAUGCAUGUUUGUACUCUGCUUUUAGCCCAGGUACUGUUUGUUUUUAAACACCUUUUGGUUUUAUGGAACACUAAAAUAAA